AAUCAAAAGCGAAGCAGCAGAGAAAAUUAGGAGGAGCAGCAGUGCGGGCGCGAUUUGUGUGUUAAAACUAAUAAUUUUUGCCAAAGUCGGUCGGAUUGUGCGGAAAAUCCUGCAACAAUUGAUCAAUGAAAUCGGAACUGUUGAUAGAUUUCGGUUCGAUCGAUCGGUUAGAAUAGUUUAAUGCAAAAAUCGGGAAACGCUUCGCCUGGACUCCUGGUGCUGCCUUAGACCAUCUCGGUGUUGGAAAAGUGUUUUUCUCGGAUUGGGCGAAGAGUCCCAUCUUUUUUUUGCUUCCCUUGUACCUGUGUGUUACUUGUGCUGGCUCCCUGCUUUUUGGGCGGAUGGAAAAUUGCUGCUGAUGGUGUGAGUGUGUCGUGUAAUCUCAGGCGUGUAUACAGAAAUCCAGAAUACGAAAGUAAAAGAAAAAGUAAAGACGGACGCAGCACGCAUUCGUGAGGGAGAAGAGCAAAAAAAUCCAAAAACGUGCAGCAAAGGCUGAUAAAUAAAUAAGAUAUUCUAAUAUAAACAAGUGUGUGGAAGCUGCGGAGGGCAAACGCCAUCGCCCAAGAACAGACACAGUCUUUGUAGAUUGCGAUAUUCAAAGUUGGUGGAAUAACAAAAAAAAAAUCUAGAAUCAACUGUAAAAGGAAAUCACUUUUCGGCUUGUCGUCGACUCAGCCGAGUAACUAGUGCCACAACGGAAAAGUUUGAAUGAACUGAAGCAUCGUUUCGGGAAUUCGGUGUUUCGGGGAAAGCAGAGAAGAGAAAAAAACCCAAAAAAAGAAGAAAUUACCGGAAGUAAAUUGCUUUGCGUCGGAAGUGUGCGAGUGAGUGAGUGAGUGCGCGUGAGUAGUGGAACGACGAGGACGGCGGCCUGCGACCGGGAUAAGCAGCCAACAUGGGAUGCACAUCUUCAGCGGAGGAACGCGCGGCAAUUGCCCGCUCCAAGCAGAUUGAAAGGAAUCUCAAAGAGGAUGGCAUCCAGGCGGCGAAGGACAUCAAACUGCUUCUGCUCGGAGCUGGAGAGUCCGGGAAGAGCACAAUCGUCAAACAGAUGAAAAUUAUUCACGAAAGUGGCUUCACAUCAGAAGAUUUCAAACAGUAUCGGCCAGUAGUGUACAGCAACACAAUACAAUCACUAGUUGCAAUAUUACGAGCGAUGCCCAACCUGAGUAUCGCGUUCGGCAACAAUGAGCGAGAGUGUGACGCAAAAAUGGUGUUCGAUGUGGUGCAGCGGAUGCACGAUACAGAACCAUUCUCGGAAGACUUGCUACUAGCGAUGAAGCGGCUAUGGUCGGAUUCCGGUGUGCAAGAGUGCUUCUGUCGUAGUAAUGAGUAUCAGCUAAACGAUUCUGCCAAGUAUUUCCUGGAUGAUCUGGACCGAUUGGGAGCGAAGGAUUACCAACCCACUGAACAGGACAUCCUGCGGACGCGUGUCAAAACCACUGGUAUCGUCGAAGUGCAUUUCUCGUUCAAGAACUUAAACUUCAAAUUGUUCGAUGUCGGUGGCCAGCGGUCGGAAAGAAAGAAAUGGAUCCACUGUUUCGAAGACGUCACCGCCAUCAUCUUCUGCGUUGCCAUGUCCGAGUACGAUCAGGUGUUACACGAAGACGAAACCACGAACCGUAUGCAGGAAUCGCUGAAGCUGUUUGAUUCCAUCUGCAACAACAAAUGGUUCACCGAUACCUCAAUCAUUCUGUUUUUGAACAAGAAGGAUCUGUUCGAGGAGAAAAUCCGGAAAAGUCCGCUGACCAUUUGCUUCCCGGAGUACACGGGUGGGCAAGAGUACGGUGAAGCGGCUGCCUACAUCCAGGCGCAGUUUGAGGCUAAAAAUAAAUCCACAUCAAAGGAAAUCUACUGUCACAUGACCUGUGCAACGGAUACCAACAAUAUCCAGUUUGUGUUCGACGCCGUUACCGAUGUCAUCAUAGCUAAUAACCUGCGAGGCUGCGGUCUUUACUAAAAAAAAUAAUUGGUGACAGUUGAAAGCCGUGAGGAUAAAACCCAACUAAUGGAGAAAUUGAAGGAAAGCUCGAGACAAAAGUCCGCUAGCUGCCGAAGACCUUGAAGUCCUGUUUUGUUAUAUGUUUUCUUUGUUUUAAACUUCGGACUUGCUUUUCACAGCUAUUCCGGUUGCUUGCUGAUUAUUCGACUCAGAGAACAAAAACCAGUGAUAAGCUCUUGACAAAAAAUUUUCUUGUUUGUACAAAACCAGUAGAGCAAGUCCCCUUUUAUGGAAAUGGAAAGUUUAUAUUAGUAAAAGAAGCUAGGACAAAAGGGUGAAAGGUUGAAGAUCACCAAAGAGCUUGCUUGAUCUGCCCCUGGGGAUAAACUUCCUGGUAAAGAUCGGGAUAGAUGCCUAAAGGUAUCAGUUAAGUCAGUUGAGACCGGUAUUCAGAAUGUGAUUUUGCUCUAAUUUAUUGACUUUAUUUUUUUCAAACACACACAAAUCAAGAAUCGUGCACACAAAAACAAAACAAAUACUGGUAAUCAAUCACAACAGUUAAAACUACUGGCAUAAGGUACAGACGACGCGCAAAAGCUAAUAUAUUUCUAAUAUGAUAGGCUGCAAUUUUCUACAAAUCCCAAGAAGGAUUCAACUUAGUCAUGCGAGAUGUAUGAGCUAAACAAACAUGAGUUUACAAUGAGUUGAAUAUUUUGUAUCUGAGAUGAUUGCAAAUUAUUUAAUAUUUAUACAAAUUAUCGAAUAAGAAACAAAAGUAUUUUUCUAUUGGACAAAGCUCUACAACAAUUAAGUUGAAGGAUCCCUUAUUUUUCCCCUCUUAGUUUACAAAUUUCAUUGAAACUUACGCACAGAUUAGAAAAUUACCUUAGAAAUGUUGUAUUUGAACGAAUGGAUAGCUCUAUACAUUCCUUUCCCCCCUGCGUUGACCGAUUUUUGCAUAAAACAUGAUUCUAUCGAUUCGUCCUUUAAACAUCGUAGCCCCAACCUGCAAAUCCAAGAGAGGAGAACCGGAGAAAAUAAAGUAUUAUCAAACGUACAUUCCUCUUGAUGUACACAUACUGCAAACCACUCACAUCUACGACUUAAAACGGCAGCUGUCGUCCUUCUAACAUACCUUUGGCAUGAAAGAAAGACAUUUCUUUGGGUGUAUAUGGACAAAAUGCGCUACAAAAAUGCACAAAAACGGCCCAAAAAGUUCAAUUCUGGUUUAGAAAAGUUUAAAUAGUUGUGUUUUAAGCACUUUAAUAAUUAUUUUUGAAUUUUUCUCUCAAUUGAAUGUCACUGCUUUUGUCCCACAUUGUUCCGUAUGUUGUAAUCUCUAUUUGUUUUGAACAUCACCAAACCAUCAGUCCUUCCUUAUUACAUGAACAAGAGAUACACAAUAGAUCGAGUCAUUUCGAAAUCGACAGAACGAAAUGUUUUUCAUUUCUUUCCAUUCAAAUAUCUGAUUGAUUCCCAAGUUCUGGUUCAAUUGAGGCAGAACUUGCAGUUUUGAUGCUCUUCAUACAUCAGAAGGAUUUGAGUAGUAGUGUAAAUCCAUCAAAUGACCCAAAAUAUUGCCUCCACCCACAUGUCAUAAAGUUUAGUAAAGCGACGGUCGAUCUACGAGUUACGUAGCGCAAACAAAAACUCAUGACAUCAUUUGUGCCAAUUUCGUAGGAGGAGUUGUACGUCUCUUAAAUAGAUUUUGUACACCAAUGCAAUGCCCUAUUGAUAAUCACCACCAUCUUUAGCGGAAGAAUCGCCUUCCAAAAGUCCAUUCUAAAUUUCCCUUCAUCAGUUGCCCGACGUUAGCCUGUAUCGGAUAGAUCCCAUUAAAUUCCUUACCAGCGAGUCUCUAUUGUUUCCAAGUUAAAAAAAAAAAAACCCAUGUUCAUAGACACAACAACACACAGACACUUCGAAACACGCUUCGAAAUUGUGCGUUUCAAAGCACUAAAUAGAAAAAAAAGUGAAUCAAAACACCGAUGCAUAAACAAACAUAAAAGAAAAACGACCAAUACAAUAUUUUUAUUGACAAACAAAAGUCGAAAAAACAGGAUAAAGUUCUUCGUACAAAUGACAAAAGUUGUAGAGAAAGUAAAGCAUAAAAUAAAAUCUCUAUUUUUUCUAAACUUGUAUAUUGCGUUAAGUGAAUCACUCGCAGGUCAGUAGUUUUAGUUCUAUGUCAAUAUAUCUCUAGUUUUCGUUUAUUUAUCGACAAUCACACUUUGGUGGUUGGAUUUUUUUAAAAUCGGUACAACAAAACAAAAGUAAUGCCACAUGGCCCAGAACGGCACCCCUGAAUUUAUCCGUAAUCAGCACAUUGCAAUAAAAGAAAUCGCGCGACAAAUCAUGCUUUUCGUUUCCAAGCCCAAUGAUGAAACAAAUAUCUACAUCUACACAUAUGUUUACCUGUAUUUUUUUAAUAUAUAAAAAAGUUAUAAUGGUAAUAUUUAUUCCAAAAACAAACUCUAGUCACUUCGAAUCAAAUUUGCUACCAAAUCACAAAUUGCCGAAAAUGCAAUCAAAUACUUUAACAUUAAAUUUCGUCACCAAAAAGCUUUAUUUAAAUAAAAUAUAAAUGACCAAAGCCAUAUACCCAUACAUCCGUAAUCCGUGAACUUGUAACGUUACUUUUCCACCAAUAGGAGACCCUUUCCGUUUGGUUCGUUUCCGAGCAGGGCAUUGUUCAUGACAUUUGUCUAACUUCUUGGACAAUUGCAAAGUAAAAAACUUAAGAUUGUAACCUUGCGCAUUUAGCUAAAGAAACACAGAUCAUUAAUUGCAUCAUUUUCAAAAAAUGCUACUAUUAUAAAUUAUGGAAAAACCAAUUGAUGAAUACAGUUAGUAUAUAUUUGACAAAAUAUAUCUGCUUAUAAAAAUAUUAUUAGUCUAUUUUUUCGAAUGCAAACCUAAGUAGUAAGAGGAACGAACAAGCAUAAAGUAUAGUACAGUAGCUUAAAUAAGCAUUACAACAACAAACAAAAACUAUUGAAAAAAUGGAAGCUCUUGAAUAGGACUGUAAAGAAAGAGCGCUAAAAUUUAGAAAUAAAAUUGAAACCUCUUACAAAAACAACAGAAACAUAUAUCAAACAACGUCAUCUCCCAAUCAAAGAGAUACACAAUAAAAAAAAAACAAAAACCACACAGACGAAAGUUAAAAGUUUAAAAUACCCUAGUUAAAAAUAAAAAAAAAAAAGGUCAGAACGUAGCAAGUCAGGCCCUAAAAUCGUGCUCGAGAAAAAUUUGUUAGUGCAAAAAGUGCACACUUUCUACUUUAAAUCAGAAGAACAACAAAUAAAAUUGACGAUCAAGUCCCAAAAAGUCGUGAAACCAAGUUGUCGAUGCACUAUUUAAAAUUAAAAAAGAAAAAAAAACUGAGGAUUGUAACAUUAGCAAACAAAACAAAAUAAGUAGUCAACCUCGGAAACCAGGUAAAAUAAGUGAAAGAAUGGAACCCCUUCUAGUUAUAAAAAAAAAUCAUACUUACAAGUGGUUAAAACACACAAAAAAACAUAAAAAAAUAAAACACUAUUCAUCAUCAAUGCAUUACCGAGAGAGAAACCAAAUGGAAGCUGCGCACCAGUAAAAAGGCGAAUCAAGCAUUCAUGAAUAUUUUCUUUUUUUUGCAAAACUCCUUCUGUCCAAGCGCGGAUGUCCAUGGAAACAUUCUUUGCUUGGGCAAAACUGAGUUGAAGACAUAACGUUUAUUGAUAAGAAUUCAUAAAACACUACAAACGCAAAACAAACAAAAAACGAGUCGAAACAGAGAAAUAAAUACUAAAAACACAAACAUCCAAACACACAUCUUCAUUUAACAGAGCAUGUGUUGACAGAGAUCAGAAAAAAAACCCGCAAUCAUCUCGAUAAAUGGGCCGAAAAUUCAGAAAUCACAUAAAAUUACCACUUUGAUGAGUACAGAAGCGGAAUAAGAGGAGAAAAAAAAAAACAAACAAACAACAACAAAAAGUAAAAUAUAUAUUUAACUUAAUGUGUAUGUAAUUUUAUGUGUGAUGUAAAAAAUCGGAACAAAUAAAUGCGUUUUAGCCACUAAAAAUCAUUAAA
Uranotaenia lowii is the source of this 6013-nucleotide messenger RNA. It is a transcript of the gene Galphao, whose product is annotated as G protein alpha o subunit. Gene Ontology annotation, cellular component: heterotrimeric G-protein complex. The transcript is spliced from 9 exons. Gene Ontology annotation, molecular function: GTP binding; G protein-coupled receptor binding; GTPase activity. NCBI's taxonomy places the organism in Eukaryota, Metazoa, Arthropoda, Insecta, Diptera, Culicidae. Gene Ontology annotation, biological process: adenylate cyclase-modulating G protein-coupled receptor signaling pathway. The record is from RefSeq and is a predicted model, not a curated record. The coding region runs from base 899 to 1963 and encodes 354 amino acids.